Gastrolobium bilobum is the source of this 543-nucleotide messenger RNA. Its product is annotated as WUSCHEL-related homeobox 5-like. The record is from RefSeq and is a predicted model, not a curated record. Gene Ontology annotation, biological process: plant organ development. The transcript has 2 exons. Lineage: Eukaryota; Viridiplantae; Streptophyta; Magnoliopsida; Fabales; Fabaceae. Bases 1 to 543 code for a protein of 180 amino acids. Gene Ontology annotation, molecular function: DNA binding; DNA-binding transcription factor activity.
AUGGAUGAGGGCAUGUCAGGUUUUUGUAUUAGAGCUGGAAGUGUUCGUAGUAAUAGUGGGAGUACUGGCACUAAGUGUGGGCGUUGGAAUCCCACUACUGAACAGGUUAAGCUUCUCACUGAACUCUUCAGUUCUGGACUCCGCACUCCAAGCACUGAUCAGAUUCAAAAGAUCUCUACUCAGUUGAGUUUUUAUGGUAAGAUUGAGAGCAAGAAUGUGUUCUAUUGGUUUCAGAACCAUAAGGCUAGGGAAAGACAGAAACGUCGCAAGGUCUCCUUUGAUGAUAAGGAUGUAAUUCGUAGAGAAAGCUCAUUAAUGUCCAUGAAUUCUUCUACACAAAAUUUUGCUCAGCUUUAUCCUGUUUCAGAGAACGACAGGGUGAUUGAAACUCUUCAACUCUUCCCUUUGAACUCCUUUGGUGAAUUAGAAUCAAAGAAUCUCAGGGUCCAUGGAAAUGAAUGCAGGGAUAAUAGGAUGUUUUCAUAUACUAUGGUGGGACAAAUGGAUCACCCACCUCUAGAUCUUCGCUUGAGUUUUUUGUAA